GAUUUGAGGACUAACAUGGAAAAAGCUGUGUCUCGUUGCCGCUGUGGACGAUCUCGAAAGCCACCGCACUGCUGCGCGAUGUCUUCUCUCGUCGGAUGCAACGGCGCCAACUCCUCCGGUUUCGCGGAGAUCGUCGUGGUGCGACACGGCGAGACCACCUGGAACGCCUCCCGGAUCAUCCAGGGGCACUUGGAUUCAGAACUAAAUGAGACUGGGAGACAACAAGCAAUUGCGGUGUCUAUUCGACUGUCUAAAGAACGUAAAUGGGAAGCCAUAUACUCAUCUGAUUUGAAGCGAGCUGCUGAGACUGCACAGAUUAUAGCAAAAAGUUGCAAUUUACCAGAGGUAAUAUUGGAUCCAACAUUGAGAGAAAGACAUCUGGGGGAUCUUCAGGGCUUAACGUUACAUGAUGCUGCAAAGCUAAAGCCUCAAGCCUACCAGCUUUUCUUAUCUCCCAAGAGAGAUCAGGAAAUUCCUGGUGGUGGAGAAAGCCUGGAUCAACUUCAUGAGCGAUGUGUUUCAUCACUGGAAAGAAUAGCUAGAAAGCACGAAGGAGAAAGAGUGGUUGUAGUCACUCAUGGUGGUGUCCUGAGAGAACUCUACAAGCGGGCUGCCCCAACAGGGUCAAUCAAUAGGAAGAUACACAACACCUCAGUGAAUGUGUUCCAUAUUUCUGAUAGUGGUGGACGUUGGAUCAUUAAGACAUGGGGUGACAUAAGCCAUCUUCAAGAAACCGGGGUUCUUGAUAGUGCUUUUGGCGGUGAUGGAACUUCUGCAUAGUUUUUGCUCGUCCGGUCCAGUAAUUGGUGCAACCUUAUUGGUCGUGGUGAAGAAAAUAAGAUAUAAUGAUCAUUUAAAAAGCUAUAUAGAUGAGACUUGGGAUCAAAUAUGUUAAGCCAUUCCUCCAAGAAAGGGUGAUGAAGAGUCUCCCAAGGAACAAACGAGUCAGCUAGUAAUUACAGUGCUCUUGCUCAUUUCAACUGGAGUUACAUGGGCUAGAUCUUUGUUUUCUUAAUUUGAGAACAGCUAUAUUUAUAUAUGAUUUUGUCUGUCCUAUUCUGAUGAUUGGAAUUUGCCUGAUGUUUGUCUCGUUCAUCAGGGAAUGGUUUUUGUAGCAUGGAUUUUUUUUUUCAUGAUCUUUAAUAUUACAAGUAUCUGCAUUUUAAGAUCU
Molecule: messenger RNA, 1171 nt
Organism: Phoenix dactylifera (date palm)
Lineage: Eukaryota; Viridiplantae; Streptophyta; Magnoliopsida; Arecales; Arecaceae
Product: Phosphoglycerate mutase family protein
Cellular component (GO): cytoplasm; cytosol
Molecular function (GO): phosphatase activity
Source: RefSeq, a predicted model, not a curated record